This is a messenger RNA of Spirometra erinaceieuropaei, 1950 nucleotides long. The record is from the annotation of a GenBank genome assembly. Lineage: Eukaryota; Metazoa; Platyhelminthes; Cestoda; Diphyllobothriidea; Diphyllobothriidae.
AUGUCACACAAACCGCGUGCAACUAUUACCAAGGCCGAGCAGAGCGCUCUCAAGACACUGAGGGCUGACACCAGCAUCGUGAUUCUACCAGCCGACAAAGGGCGUUCCACAGUUGUGAUGGAUAAAGCAGACUACAUUCAGAAGACUAAUGCCCUACUGGAGGACCGACAGGCGUACCUACCAUGUAACGGUGAACCGACGAGGAGGCUGGUGACGCAACUGGACAAGACACUCGCCGACAUGCAAACGAGCAAGGCAAUAAGUAAAUCGGUACGACUGGCCAUUAAGCCAGUAGACGCAGCCGCGCCAAGGUUCUACGUACUACCAAAGGUAAACAAAGCCGGGGUCCCCCUCCGGCCAAUCGUAUCAUUGCGCGGCGCACCUACAUUCAAUUUAGCCAAAUGGCUGUUCCGAAACCUGAGGUCUCUCACCUCGGACGCGGGUACGAUGGUAUGUUCAGCGACUCAGUUCCUGGAGCGGAUCAAAGGGAUGAGACUUACCAAAGACGAGGUCAUGGUGUCAUUCGACGUCACCUCUCUUUUCACCUCGAUCCCGCAAGACCUGGCAAUCGAAACGGUCAGCGAGCUGCUCGAGAGUCAGUACGACGAGACGGACGUGACGGUAAAAAGGAGACAUCUCGUCCAAUUGCUGAGAUUCUGCCUGAAGACGUACUUUACCUUUGAAGGCACGACCUACGAGCAGGUCAAGGGGACGCCAAUGGGAUCGCCGCUCUCGGGCUUCAUCGCAGAGGCAGUUCUCCAAAAAGUAGAGACCCUCGUUUUCUCAACCUAUAAGCCGACAUUUUGGGCUCGAUAUGUCGAUGAUACCUUCGUUAUCAUUAAGCGGCAAAUGGUCAAGGAAUUCCAUGAUGUCCUGAAUUCUGUUUUCCCUGAAAUCCAGUUCACAAUGGAGGCGGAAGCCCACAAUCAACUCCCGUUCCUGGACGUUCUCGUCCAUCGAAAACCCAAUGGGCACCUUAAAACGACGGUAUAUAGGAAGGCCACUAAUACGCGCCAAAUCCUGAGCUUCCACAGUAAGCACCCGUUAGGCCACAAACGCAGUUGUGUGCGAACACUCUACAGAAGGGCGGAAACACACUGCAGCGAGCCGGACGACAGAAGGUCAGAACUACGCUACCUCCAGCGCCUCUUCAUGGCCAACGGGUAUCCUCGCAACUUCAUCGAACGCGGCAGACAGGCCGGACCGAGCCGACGUUUGGUGACAGAACAACCAACAAUAUGGCGGGCGCUUCCAUACAUCGACGGCGUUUCUGAGGCCGUCUCGCGUCUCUUAAGACCGUUGGGGAUCGGCAUCGCCCACCGACCGAAGUCAACAAUUCGACAUCUGGUGGCCCCUCUGCCACUAGGUGAAACCACGAACGUCAUCUACCGGAUCCGGUGUAACUCCCGCGAAGUCAACUACAUUGGGGAGACCGGAAAACGACUACAGACUCGUGUUGGAGAACACAUGAGGGCAGUAAGGCGAAUGGACCCUUUGUCUCUGGCGACCGAACACUGCGCCGAUGCCGGACACACGUUCGCCUUUCAGUAUGCCGAAAUUCUGGGCAGGGGGAACGAUCGCAUAGCCAGGGAAACAAUCGAGGCUUGGCACACGGGGACAACCUCCAUCAACCGCUGCGUGGCGCUUCCCGCUGCCUAUCAAGCCCUUCGAACGCAGCUCAGUAAACAAAUGAGCAGACGUUCACCCAGGCUAAACAUUAAUCCUGACAUGAGCGAGUCCAUGGCGGAUACACACUUAGUCACCCCUCAACCGGGUUCCGACGAAGGCGCAGUCCUCAUCACAGCCGGUCCAUCUACUAGUCCGGCGGACGAGAAAACAGACAGUCGUUGCGGCGUAAACAAGAUUGCCAGGCUUAAACGACAGCUACGCAAAAUGCAGGUACGAACGACGACCGCCGGCGUCUCAACGCCGGCCUCCGAAGUAGAUUGA